CAGCCUGAUGCAAUUAGCAAUUCGUCUACGACAUCCUACCACAGCACUAGUACUCAUACUCUCAUAGUUCCGUCCACUUAUCUAUUUCUCAAGGACGUUUUAAUAUAAAACGGAGGUCGAUUCACUGAGCAACGGGACUAUGUCAGUGACGCCUGAGGUGGUUCCAUUCACCAACGGUCUUUCACCCCCGACUUUACUGCUGCUUUCUUUGGUGCUGGUCGUGGGUUUGCUGAUUGUUAUCACGUUCUCUCGAAGAAAAGCAAGGUUCAGAGGUAACGCACUUCUUCUGGUCGGUCCCCAAGACUCUGGCAAAACAGCAAUUAUUUCUACUCUUGCAUAUAAUCAAACACUACCGUCGCACACGUCACUCCAAGUCAAUACGUCUCUCGUACCUCUCUCACCAGCGCGGUUCUUGCCGGUUGUUGACAUCCCCGGGCAUCCUCGCAUUAGAGAUCAGUUCCAGGAGCACUUAGUGAAUGCAAGAGCAGUUGCUUUCGUAGUGGAUGCAAGCACUAUAUCGCGUAACGGUACUACAGUAGCAGAACAUCUCCACUACGUCCUUCAUGCCAUAACAUCACUCCCUCCUUCACACCUAGCACCAUCACUCCUCAUCCUCGCCCAUAAGUGCGACCUCAUGAAGACAGCUGCGUCUUCAGGCUCUUCCACCGAUGUUGCUAUUUCACGGGUUCGAACGAUUCUUGAGCGUGAGCUGGAGAAGCGACGAGAGGCUCAGUCCAGUGGUAUGGGGGUUGAAGGCUUGGGUGCGGAAGGCGAACGAUCGGAUAUGGGAGGUUUGGAUUGCAGUAGUCCUCGUGGAAUAUUCAAGUUUGCCGAUUGGGAAGGUGGAGAAGUUGACUUCGCAGGCACAUGGGCGAAUGUCGGAGAGCUGAAGGAUGAAGAAAAAGGAACAGACACUGACGGCCUGGCCUCGUUGCGUAGUUGGCUGGAACAGCUUUCACUAUGACCGUGAUUUUAUUCGCAUACAAGAAGACACUCGCUGGUGUAUGACAAAACCCUGGACCAAUCCUAAUGUAUCUAUGGGAAUGCGAUCGCUUCAACAAAGGACUAGUACUGAUCACCUGCAAAUUGACGGUACUUAUCUGCAUAGUACAUACUUAGUUCGAAAAUGUUAGUACUUACCAACCUACGGGCGGGCUGACUAA
This is a messenger RNA of Suillus paluster, 1163 nucleotides long. Its product is annotated as signal recognition particle receptor beta subunit-domain-containing protein. The coding region runs from base 140 to 964 and encodes 274 amino acids. The transcript is spliced from 4 exons. The record is from RefSeq and is a predicted model, not a curated record. Lineage: Eukaryota; Fungi; Basidiomycota; Agaricomycetes; Boletales; Suillaceae.